UUCUUUUAUCAUCGUUAUUCAAAUUCAAAUUACGCUUUUUCGUUUGAUUUAGAAAUUCAUCAUUCUCAUAUAUGAGAAACUUUAAAUUUCGUCUCUGAUUAUUCAUUUUAGUUUCUGUUAAGACACUUAGGCGGUAUUAUUGAUUUUCGUCUCUGAUUAUUGAUUACUCUAUUUCAUAGAACAAAUAAGGAAGUUAAAGAGUUUAGGAUAUCAUGAUCAUCUUUUUAGAAAACUUAUUCUGCAAUUUUUUCAUUUAAGAAAUUAAUAUUCUUCUGUUUUCUUACAAUGUUUGAUGUGUGCAAAGUUUCAAGGAAUAGUAAGAUGAAGGAAGAGAUCAUUACUAUUAAUAUAAAAUGUGACUAGAAAAAGGACAAAGGUUAACAUUCUCUUAGAACGGUGACAUGGAGUAUGACAUUAUUGUCAGGUUAGGUGUAGUCACACGAAGUCCCUAACAUUGGACAAAGAACCAUGAGAAGGGGAUUUUAAAAAUUAAGAUUAUUGACAUUAAUUAUUCGUUCUCAGCAACAAUUUGAUAUGAUUGUAGGAGUCUUAAGUUGAAUCACGUAUUCACAUGGUGAAUAUACGAUGUGCAUGCUAUUUAUGGGAGUGAGUAGCAAGAAUACUUUAGUGGUGAAUUUGAGCACUUAUUGAGGGCUAGAAUACCAAGGUGCCAUACUUGAUUUUUUGGGUUUUUUGUCGGGUAUGGAUUUAAGUUAAAUAUUGUUGGUUUUCCAUUAUUAAACUACUCUAUUGUUAAGCAUCAAUGAAUCAAAUAGGUAAUAGAGUAAUUUUACCAACAAAACUUAACUACCUAUUUGUUUCACCAAGAUUGGUGCUUUUGGUCAUAAACUUACGAUUAUUACCCUGUAAGAAAGCCCAAAAAAUCCCUAGUAUUAUAGCCUUAGUAAGUACUCAAAUUCACCCCUGAAGUGUUCUUGCUAUCCACAAACAUAAAUAACAUGCACAUUAUAUAUUCACGACGUGCAUGAACAAAAAUUUAUGUGAUUCAACUUACGAUCCUCCUCAAAUCAAAUUUUUUCUUAAGAGUUAGACCUGAGGGUUACUUGAUGACAAUAAUCUUAAUUUGAAAAUCUCAUUCAUUCUUUGGUUAUUGGCAUUCCUUUGUUAGGCACUUCAUGCACAUCGCCAGAUGACUACACCUUGUAAUGGGACCAACAAGCGUUAUUUUUGGUUAAUCAUUACCCUCCCUUGUAUAAUGAGCACAUGGUUUCUAGUCAAUUACAAAAACAACAUCUGCUGGGAUGAUUCCAUACCUCUGGUCACCCUUCUCUGACUAGGUCAAUGGCUUCUUCAGAUGCAUGGGUGAAGGAAUAUAAUGAAGCAACGAAACUUGCCGAGGAUAUCAGCAGCAUGGUUUCUGAGUGGAGUUCCUGUCCUGCAUCUGGACCGGAAGCCCAGCGGCAAUCAUCUUCUACAAGAAAGAAGAUUACAAUAUUAGGGACUAGGCUUGAUAGCUUGCAAUCCCUUUUAUCAAAGCUUCCUGGAAAGCAGCCUCUAUCCGAGAAGGAGGAGAAUCGUCGAAUGGACAUGCUUGCAAAUUUGAGAUCAAAAGUUAACCAAAUGGCUUCUACUCUGAACAUGUCAAAUUUUGCAAACAAGGAUAGGUUGGUUGGUCCAGAAGUAAAACCAGAUGUAAUGAGUAGAACUGUUGGCCUGGACAACAACGGACUUGUUGGAUUUCAACGACAAAUUAUGAAAGGUUACUUAAGUAGAUUGUUUGACAAUAUAUUACUUGGAAUCUGUUCUUUCAAUCUGAUAGCACUCUUUUUUUUUUUUUUGUUUGACAAACUUAUUAAUUAUACACACUAAAAAAAAUUAGCGAGAAAUUUUCUAGGUUGACAAUUUUUUUUGUACAAAUUAUUUUUACGUUGACAAAUUUUAAUUGGUAUAUAGUUCAUUUUUUCUUCUAAUAA
Molecule: messenger RNA, 1934 nt
Organism: Medicago truncatula (barrel medic)
Lineage: Eukaryota; Viridiplantae; Streptophyta; Magnoliopsida; Fabales; Fabaceae
Product: syntaxin-51
Exons: 3
Coding region: 1303-1830 (175 amino acids)
Source: RefSeq, a predicted model, not a curated record